Messenger RNA from Musa acuminata subsp. malaccensis (wild Malaysian banana), 2353 nucleotides. RefSeq names its product acyl-coenzyme A oxidase 3, peroxisomal. The record is from RefSeq and is a predicted model, not a curated record. Gene Ontology annotation, biological process: fatty acid beta-oxidation using acyl-CoA oxidase; lipid homeostasis. Gene Ontology annotation, molecular function: fatty acid binding; FAD binding; acyl-CoA oxidase activity. Gene Ontology annotation, cellular component: peroxisome. NCBI's taxonomy places the organism in Eukaryota, Viridiplantae, Streptophyta, Magnoliopsida, Zingiberales, Musaceae.
UCCUACCUAACUCCUACCGAACCGCUCCUUUCGUGCCUUCUACCAUACCCUUUCUCGCUGCUCUUUAGCUCUCUCUGCGAAAUCCUAAUCCCUAAUCCCUCAUCUGUCGUCGACAUGGAUCCCCAGUCCGCCGCCGCCCGCCACGUUGCCGUCAUCGCUGGCCAUCUGAACUGCCCCUCUCCCUCCGCGGCAGCCCCACUCGCGCUCGCCGCGUGCCUCCAUUAUGACCCGCCCGAGCUCUCCGAGAAGCCGCCGGCCUUCGACCUCGCCGCGCUGCGCCGGGUUCUGGACGGCCACGACCUCGCGGCGCGGGACUGGCUGUUCCGGCUGAUGGAGGAGAGCCCGCUCUUCUGCCCCCGCCGCCGCGGCGACAGGACGUUCGUUGCCCCGGACUACAACCAGACCAAGGAACAGCAGCGGGCGGUCACGAUGCGGCGGAUCGAAUACCUGCUCCGCCGUGGUGUGUUCGAAGGGUGGAUCACAGGGAGCGGCCCGGAGGCGGAGUUGAGGAAGCUUGCCUUCUUCGAGUGCAUCGCGAUCUAUGACCACUCCCUCUCUGUCAAACUAGGGGUCACUUUCUUUCUCUGGGGAGGGGCAAUUCGGUUUUUUGGCACAAAGCGUCAUCAUGACAAAUGGUUGAAGGCUACUGAGGAUUAUCAAGUUAAGGGUUGUUUUGCAAUGACUGAGUUGGGGCAUGGAAGUAAUGUUAGAGGAAUCGAGACAAUUGCUAUUUAUGACACAAACACAAGAGAGUUUGUGAUAAACACUCCAUGUGAAUCAGCUCAGAAGUACUGGAUUGGAGGAGCUGCUAAUCAUGCAACACACACAAUAAUCUUCUCUCAACUCCUUAUAAACGGAACCAGCCAAGGGAUCCAUGCAUUUGUAGCACAAAUCCGAGAUGCAGAUGGAAAUGUUUGCCCCAAUGUUCGUAUAGCUGACUGUGGUCACAAGAUUGGCUUGAAUGGUGUUGAUAAUGGUCGGAUAUGGUUUGAUAAUCUCAGAGUCCCUCGGGAAAACUUGCUAAACUCAGUUGCUGAUGUAUUGCCCGAUGGGCAAUACGUGAGCUCAAUAAAAGACAAAGAUAAGAGGUUUGCAGCUUUUAUGGCUCCGCUGACUUUUGGGCGUGUGAAUAUUGCAGCUACUGCAGUUUAUAUAUCAAAGGUGGCUUUAGCAAUUACUGUGAGAUAUGCUUUGACGAGGCGAGCUUUUUCCAUAUCUGCUAAUGGGCCUGAGGUUCUGUUGCUGGACUAUCCUAGCCAUCAAUGGCGUAUCUUACCCUUAAUUGCAAAGACUUGUGCUAUGAGUUCUGCAGCUAAUUAUUUGAAAAGAUUAUAUGUUAAGAGGACACCAGAAACAAACAAAAGUAUUCACAUAUAUUCCAGUUCUCUGAAAGCUACACUUACGUGGCAUAACAUGAGAGCACUUCAGGAGUGUCGCAAAGCCUGUGGUGGGCAAGGCUUGAAAACAGAGAACCGAAUUGGUAUUCUAAAUGGUGAGUAUGAUGUCCAAUCUACCUUUGAGGGAGAUAACAACGUAUUGAUGCAACAGGUUAGCAAAGCACUCCUUGCAGAGUAUUUAGCAGCAGAAAAGAUGAAGAGUUCAUUCGAGGGAUUGGGGUUGGAACACAUGAAUGAUCCUUGCCCAAUUAUCCCGGCUAAUCUAACAAGUUGUACACUUAGAAGCAUCAAGUUCCAGCUUGACCUACUCUGCUUGAGGGAGAGAGAUUUACUUGGGCGGUAUGCUAGUGAAGUGUCUCAAUAUCAAGCCCAAGGAGAAAGCAAACAGAAGGCAAUGCUUUUGAGUCAUCAGCUUGCUGACGAAUUGGCAAGGGCGUUCACUGAACGCACAAUAUUGCAAAUUUUUGCGGAUGAUGAGAUGACUCAGUCUGCUGGACCACUAAAGGAGCUACUGGGGCUGCUGAGGUCGAUGUAUGCCUUGAUCUGUGUGGAAGAAGAUGCUUCAUUUCUUCGCUAUGGGUACUUGUCACUUGAAAGUGCUGCUGCCGCAAGGAAAGAAGUCAUGAAGCUGUGUGGUGAUCUAAGGCCCCAUGCACUUUCUGUGGUCAGUUCCUUUGGAAUCCCUGAUGCUUUCCUGAGCCCAAUUGCUUUCGAUUGGAUUCAGGCCAACUCCUGGGCUUCCCUGAGCAAUGAAUAAAUCACAAACUUUUCUUUCACGUUCUUUGGAUUUGUUUCAGUUCAGACUUCAUCUUGAUAGACUCACGAUAAGUGAAACAUCUGUGGCAUUUAAUUGCAGCUUUUGCAGUCUACGGUUCUCCUCCCCUAAUAAGCAAGAGCAUAUGUCGGACCAGGAAUGUAGACACUCUGAAGUAUCUAUGCUAUAAUUGUAUUGUGGA